AUGCUUUUAUCCGAUAAUCAAGGUUGUAGUUCAGUGCCUUCGCCCGGUAAUCAAAAUUACAAUCAUGUGUCUUCGGCCAGUAAGCAAAUAGUUGAUCUUUUAUACAAUAAUUUGUUUGUUGUGUCUUUAACCAAACAUUCAAUGCUUUCAUCUGAUAAUCAAGCAUUUUCGCCCAGUAAUCAAAGUUGUGAUCAAGUAUCUUCACCUGGUUGUGGUUUAAUGCCUUCGCCCAAUAUCCUUGCUAGUGGUUUAGUGCCUUCACCUAUUGAUUAUGUUGGUUCUUCUGAACCUUCGUUUGAGAAUUGUGUUGGUUAUCAAGAGCCUUUAUCUAAUAGCAAUAAUAAGUUUUGUGCUUUAUCUGAUGAUUGUUAUUGA
Molecule: messenger RNA, 375 nt
Organism: Ambispora leptoticha
Lineage: Eukaryota; Fungi; Glomeromycota; Glomeromycetes; Archaeosporales; Ambisporaceae
Source: the annotation of a GenBank genome assembly